Messenger RNA from Cricetulus griseus (Chinese hamster), 2562 nucleotides. NCBI's taxonomy places the organism in Eukaryota, Metazoa, Chordata, Mammalia, Rodentia, Cricetidae. The record is from RefSeq and is a predicted model, not a curated record.
AAGAUGUUAUCUUUUCUGUUUGUCUUCUUGGUCCUGAACCUUUCCUUCUUUUUCUGCAGUUUGACUGAUCCUGUGUGCUUUUGGAGAAUAAAAGACAAGAACAACAUGGAAGGAGAUAAAGAGGUUGAUUGUUUCUUUUCCAUUUAUACAGAGCACAGAUACAUGAAAAAUGAUUACUUCAGUGGGAAUCUAGAUAAGCAGUUGACCCCUAAGAACAUCCACUUGAUCUUCUCUCUUUACUUUGCCAUGGAAGAAAUCAAUAGGAACCCUCAUAUUUUACCAAACAUUUCUCUGCUAGUUAACAUCUCGUGUAACCUGAUGGGUGAUCAGAAAAGAUCUAGAUUAUAUGCAAAAAGAACUGUAAAUUUUCCUAACUACUACUGCAAAGAUCAGAGAAAAUAUAUAAUUGUACUUACAGGACCCAUGUGGUUACUAUCUUCCUUUCUUGGACCAUUGCUGUAUAUGUCAAAAACACCAGAACUAUACUAUGGUCAUUUUCAACCUCUCCUGAAUGUCCAUGAACAAUUUCCUCAUCUCUGCCAGAUGUCUCCCAAGGACACAUCUCUGCCAUUUGCCAUGGUAUCCCUAGUGGCUCACUUCAGAUGGAAUUGGGUGGGAGUGAUCAUUCCAGAUGAAGUCCAUGGACAUGAAUUUCUUUCUGAAUUGAGAGAGGAGAUGCAAAAUAAAAUUGUCUGUAUAGCAUUUGUGAGCAUUAUCACAAAUGAUGCUAUAUCAUAUACUAAAAUGGCUGAUACAUAUUAUAACCAGAUCAUGAUGUCAUCAGCAAAAGUUGUGAUUGUUUAUGGAGACAAAGACUCUCUAGUAUGUCACUUUAUACUAUGGAACUAUGUGGAAAUUCGGAGAAUCUGGGUCAGUAUGUCCCAAUUGGAUAGUAUCACAUUUAUGGGAGAUUUUAUGCUUAACCCGUUCUAUGGGACUUUCAUUUUCUCACAUAAGAAUCCUGAGAUGUCUGGUUUUAAACAAUUUAUUCAGACAGUGCAUCCUUCAAACUAUAGUAAUGAAAUUUCACUUGCUAAACUAUGGUGGAUUUAUUUUGAAUGUUCUUUCUCAUCAUCUAAUUGCACAAAACUUAAAGAUUGUUCUACCAAAACUCUGUUGAAAUGGUUCUAUAGGCACCAGUUUGGAAUGGCCAUGAGUGAUACAAGUUAUAAUUUAUACAAUGCUGUGCAUGCUGUGGCCUACUCACUCCAUGAGAUGCUUUUAAACCAUGUGGACACAUGGUCAAAAAAUGCUGGGAAAGGAUUUGCAUUUGACUCUCAACAGAUGUUCUCUAUUCUGAAGAACAUGCAAUUUGUAAAUCCUGCUGGAGACCUAGUGAACAUGAACCACAAAGCAAAACAGGAUACAGAGUAUGACAUUUUCUAUAUCAUGGAUCAUAAAAGUAAAAUUGGGCUUAAAGUGAAAAUAGGAAAGUUUUCUGGACACUUUCCAAAUGAACAACAAUUAUAUAUGUCUGAUGAAAUGAUAGAAUGGGCCACAGAUUUUAGACAGACUCCACCAUCCAUAUGCAGUAGGUCUUGCAGUCCUGGACACAGAAAAUCCCCUCAGGAGGGCAAAGCUGUCUGCUGUUUUGAUUGUAACCGCUGUCUAGAAAAUGAAAUUUCCAACAUGACAAACAUGGAUCAUUGUGUGAUGUGUCCAGAUGAUCAAUAUGCCAACACAAAACAAACUCACUGCCUCAAGAAAGUUGUCACCUUUCUGGCCUAUGAGGAUCCAUUGGGAAUGUCUCUGGCUGCCUUGGGCCUAUUUUUCUCCUUUCUUACAGCUGUUGUACUUGUUGUCUUUUUGAAGCAUCAAGGUACUCCUAUAGUAAAGGCCAAUAACCAAGUUCUCAGCUAUGUACUACUCCUCUCCCUAAUACUUUGUUUUCUCUGUUCCUUGCUCUACAUUGGUCAACCACAUACAACCACCUGUAUCUUGCAGCAGACCACAUUUGCAAUUGUCUUCACUGUGGCAACAUCUUCUGUUUUGGCUAAGACAAUUACUGUAGUACUGGCAUUCAAGGUCACUGUUCCAGAUGCAAAGAUGAGAUGGCUUCUGGCAUCAGGUGCACCAAACAUCAUCAUUCCCAUCUGCACCAUGAUCCAAGUGAUUCUCUGUGGAAUCUGGCUUGGAACUUCUCCUCCAUUUGUUGAUGCUGAUGCACAAACUGUACAUGGCCACAUAUUGAUUGUUUGCAACAAAGGCUCAGCUACUGCCUUCCACUGUGUCCUGGGAUAUUUGGGCUCUCUGGCCCUUGCAAGUUUUACUAUGGCUUUCCUGGCCAGAAAUCUGCCUGACACAUUCAAUGAAGCCAAGUACCUGACAUUCAGCAUGCUGGUGUUCUGUAGUGUCUGGUUUACCUUCCUCCUUGUCUACCAAAGCACCAAGGGUAAGGGUAUGGUGGCUGUGGAGGUCUUCUGUAUCUUGGCCUCGAGUGCAGGCCUACUUCUCUGCAUCUUUGCCCCAAAGUGCUACAUUAUUUUGUUCAAGCCACAGAUAAAUUCUUUUCAUAAGCUCAGAAAGACAUAUUGUAAAGAUGAAAAUAUCCAUGAAAUUUAA